Messenger RNA from Pungitius pungitius (ninespine stickleback), 6997 nucleotides. RefSeq names its product BRD4 interacting chromatin remodeling complex associated protein (gene bicra). The record is from RefSeq and is a predicted model, not a curated record. The transcript has 15 exons. Bases 66 to 5654 code for a protein of 1862 amino acids. Gene Ontology annotation, biological process: positive regulation of DNA-templated transcription. Gene Ontology annotation, cellular component: SWI/SNF complex. NCBI's taxonomy places the organism in Eukaryota, Metazoa, Chordata, Actinopteri, Perciformes, Gasterosteidae.
CAGCAGCCCCUGCGAGGCUGUCCCGGAGACCCCGCGCUGCCUGCACCUCUAUCGUCUCGGUUGUCAUGGAUGAUGAAGAUGGCAGGUGCCUUCUAGAUGUAAUUUGUGACCCAGAAGCUCUCAAUGAUUUUCUUCAUGGAUCUGAGACCCAUUUGGACACUGACGACCUAUUGGAUGGUUCGAGUGACCCCUCAAGCUCGUUCUUCUCUACCACUGGGGGCCAUGUUCCAGAGGUCCAACCCGCAGUCCAGCUGUCGGCCAAUGAGCCGGCAGGCCUACCCAGAGUCAGUGUUGACCUGGACUUCCUUGAAGAUGAUGACAUCUUGGGAGGAUCCCCGGGAGGUGAAGGUGGGAGUAAUGGGAUCGGGACAAAUCACGAGCCAUGUGACAUCCUGCAGCAGAGCUUGGCUGAAGCCAACAUCACAGAGCAAAGCUUACAGGAGGCGGAGGCUGAGCUGGAUCUGGGCUCCUUUGGAAUUCCAGGCCUUACACAGGUGGUACAGACACUGCCUGACGCUAGCCUCUCUGGGGCUGGAGGCGCUGCACUUGGUUUAGGUGUUGGGGGAGCAGCGGCAAUUUUCCCUGGUUCAGCCGCGAGCGCCAUGCCUACUCCUUCCAAUGCCACAGCUGACAUGCUGGGGUCGGUGCUUGCUCAGCAAGGUCUUCAACUCCAAUCCCAGGUCAUGAACAAGACCAUCAGUGUUCAGCCUUUCAUGCAGCCAAUGGGCCUGGGAAAUAUGACACUUCAACCCAUUUCUAGUCUCCAAGCUCUUCCUAAUGGGAGUCAGUCUGGACAUUUGGGUAUCGGACAGAUUCAGGUUGUGGGUCAGCCUACAGUCAUGACUAUCAAUCAGUCUGGGCAGCAAAUCCUGACAAAAGCCAUGGGUAGUUACCAGCUGCACCAGUCUGGGCCAGAAGUAUCAGGUGCUGGUUCUCAGACGGGGCUCGGAGGCUCAGGGGGUGGACUUCUGAUCCAAGGUAACAAAGGGUCUUCAGCUUUAAAUGGACCAUCUGUUUCUGUCAGCAGCACAAACAGCAGCAGUGGCGGUACAAUGACUUCUCCUGCUGGGCUUCUUGGCUUUGGCAGCACCACUCUAAGUUCAGGAAUUGGACCCCAGGCGCAAACCCAAGGCCAAAUCAUGCAGAACGUGAUCAUCCAGCGAACACCAACACCCAUUCAGCCUAAACCCUCUCAAGGGGGAGCCAUCCAACCGAAACUCUUCAAGCAGCAGCAGCAGCACCCACAGCCAGCACCCCAAACCUUGCAAAACGAUGCCCACAAAGCUCUCGGGCUGCAACAAAUUCCAGUUUCUACUGCUCAGAAUGUAGCCUUCCUGACGGGAAAGCCAGGCUCAAACGUUGUUCUGAGUACUCAAGCCACUUCACAAGGCCAACAGUUUCAGCAAACCCUUUUCAAGCAACAAGCAGCACAAGCGUCUGGCAAGCCUCUCAGUGUACACUUGUUAAACCAACAAGGCAGCAUCGUUAUUCCCUCCCAGACAGUCCUGCAAGGUCAGAAUCACCAGUUUCUCCUGCCGCAGCUACAGGCAGGAGGGCAGAUCCUGACCCAACAUCCUGGGGGGCACAUCAUAACUAGUCAGGGACCUGGUGGACAGCUCAUCGCAAACCAGAUAUUAACUGCAAACCAGAACAUCAAUUUGAGUCAGGUGUUGACUUCACAGGGCCACCCUGGGGCCGCCCACAUCCUUUCUGGAUCCAUUCAGCUCCAACCUGGCCAGAUGGGCACGCCCACCCUCUUUCAGAUGCCUGUCUCAUUGGCUCAGAGUCAAAGCCAAACACAGACCCACACUGUCUCAGGCCAUGCCCAGACCGUCAUACAGGGCAUGCCCAUCCAGAACUCCCUCACCAUGCUGAGUCAGGUGCAGGGGCUAAGCCCCGCAGUGAGCCUGCAGCCAGCCCUGCAACCACAGCCAGGUGGUGUUCCCAGCAGCAGCAGCGGCACAGGAGCAGCAACUAUGGCUCAAGGCCAUGCUGGAGAGUGCGUCACUGUGCUGGGUAGCUCCACCGACCAGGCGGCUCAUCCCACACAGAAGCAUGCAACCCAAUCCUCUAUUCUCACCAUGCAACCACUUUCCUCCGUGUCCACUGUUACCACAGUGCCCUGUUCGUCUCCGUCCAUGUCUGUGUCCACCUCUUCCUCUGUCACAGCAGUGGGGCUGGUCCCCCAUCAGGCUCAGCACAGUCCAGGAAGGUUACUGUUCACCAACCAGGGCUCCAGUAUGAUCCUGAGCCAGGAGUCUCUGCAGAUGUUCUUGCAACAGGAGCAGCACCAACAGUCAGAGAAUGAGCCCACCCCCUCUGUGGGCGUACCAGCGUCUGUAAUCGUCAACAGCAACAGCAUCAGUGCUCCGGCCCCUGCUGUCAAUGACAGCCAAUUAACUGACUCUUGGGUGGGUCAGAGCCACAACCCUUCCCCUGGCCCCUCCCACAUGACAGCUGUGGUAAAGCAGGUACCCUCCAGUGGACAUCAGACAUCUCUGAAGAUCCAGAGCAUGUCCCCGUCGCCGGUAAUGUCCGCUCACGCCACAGCGCCCCCCGUGGCAGACAGCCCCCAGCCUUGCCAGUCUCCCCUCACUCUGAGCCAGCAGAUGCAGUCACCACACCAUCAACAGCAGUCGCGUCCUCCCUCUCAGCCUCAGCCACAGUCGCAGACUCCCUCCCGCUCCUGCACGCCCAUGUCUCACCCUCAGCUCUUUAUUGUACACAACCAAAUGUCCGAGUCCCCCCAACCCGCGCAACAAGGCCAGUCGCAGCAGACACACAUUCAAGUUCAGCUUCAGCCUCGACCGGCCUCGCAGCCGGCCCCUUAUCAACAAGAAAUGCCUCCCAUGUCACAGUCACCCAAGCCUCCUCCCACGCCACCUACACAGCACCAGUUUACUGCUUCUCCUGUCAGCACUUCUGCCACUGCUGCAGUUAAAGCCCAGGGCCCCAUCCAGGGUCUGACAGCAGAGCAGCAACACCACCUGCAAUUAAUAGCAGCACAAAUUCAGACCCUGUCGACCAUCACCCAGCCCUCCCCUCAGCAGAAACAGCUGCUGGAGAAGCUCCACCAGGUUCAGCAGAACAUUCUGCUGCAGGCCAAGCAGUCUCCUCAACCUCAAGUUACCAGUCAGUUUGGCUCCCAGCAAGAUGUGCCUGUUGAUAAAGUGGUGAUUACAUCACCAGCCAACCCUGGGACACCUGCUCAGCUUCUCUCGGUGCUGCAGCCAACACCGCUGCAAGUCAAAACUCCUGCUAUAGCAUCAAGCGACUUACAGGUAUUCUCAGGAGCCCAGGGGCCAGCUGGAGCAAUGGUGAAUCAGACUGUCACUCCUGCCAGCCUUUCCCAGCCAGUACAGGUUCAGCCAAAGCCAGGGGUGAUCGGCUCAGUGGGAGGGAUUCAGAUCCAGGUGAUAGGACCUAGUGUGUCUCAGAUGCCUGCUCCACAGCCCCCAGUUCCAGUACAAACUCAGACUACAACAAUAAAGCUGCCUUUCAGUGCUGAGCCCAGCAAAGAGGCCAAGAUGCUAGAACAGCUGAGGAAACAGCAGGGUUCAGUGCUUCACCCAAACUACAGUGCUCCUUUCCUAUCUGUUGAGGACACGUUGCACAGACUGCUGCCUUACCAUCUCUACCAAGGAACUGCAAACUCUACUCAAGACUAUCAAAGAGUGGAUGAUGAGUUUGAGAAUGUCUCCUGCCAACUGCUGAAAAGAACCCAGGCAAUGCUGGAUAAGUAUCGCUACCUGCUCUUUGCCGAGUCAAAACAGAGACUGGGCCCCUCGGCAGAGAUGGUGAUGAUAGACCGGAUGUUCAUUCAGGAGGAAAAGCUCGCAUUGAGUCAGGAUAGGAUUUUGGCCAAGGAGAGACCAGAGGAGUUUGUGGCAAACGCACGCAUGUUGGAGAGUGUAGCUUCAUCCCAACAUAAAUCCUCCUUUGCUGAGGCCCCAUCAUUGAGUGGAGGCGUACCUGCUGCUGCCCCAGCUCCGCCACUCGCAGCUCCUGCCCCUCCCCCUCCCCCUCUUCCAAAAAUUGCCCACAAUCCUUCUCCUGCCUCCACCCCUGCUCCAGUUCCCGCCGCUGCUCCAGUCCCCGCCCCAGCCCCACAACCUCCUUCCGCCAACCCUUUCCCCUCUACCAAACUAGUAAUAAAGCAGGGUGGGGGCGGAGCCUCCGUGUCCUGGUCCAGCAGCUGUCCUCCAGCUGCAGCGAGCAGGCUGACCGAACCCACCAGCCAGAGCUCCUCCUUCAGUCGCGCCCCGGCAGCAUCAUCCUCUUUCUCCUCUUCGUCCUUCAACUCUCCGGCGGCUGCCGACGACGACGCUCUCCCGCAAAGGACCAGCCGACCGCCUAUGAAGACCUACGAGGCUCGCAGGAGAAUCGGCUUGAAGCUCAAGAUCAAGCAGGAUCAAACGGGGUUCAGUAAGGUGGUCCACAACACUGCCUUAGACCCGGUGCACACACCACAACCUCAGCAGAGCAGCCAGUCCACAUCCCAGCCUCGGACUAAGCCCCAGAUCGAAGCUGCAGCGCCGCACCCAAAGUCUCAACCUUUAUCAACCCCUCCUUCCGUCAUCAGAACUCAGCCCCCUGUGUGCACUGCUUCUGCCGUGUCGUCGUUCACCACAACAACCCCUCAGUGUAACCCACCGCUGAGAGGUAAUGCUCCCCCCAAUUCGGCCCCGUCUUCCGCUACCUCUUCCUCUCACACGUGGUCAUUGUCCACAUCCUCCUCAUCCUCCACUCAAAUGAAUGGGACAUUAGAUCACGACAACAAACACAAUUCUGCCUCCACUGCCACUCCCUCACAGACAACAUGUCGUCUCCCCCUUCGAAAAACAUACCGGGAAAACAUAAGUCCCCGGGUGAGACCCGGCGUCCCGGGGGGAGGAGACGAAAGUUUGUCCUACCCCAGACCCACACCGUCCCCCACCAAGCACGACGCCUCCCCCUCUCCCCCUUCAGAGCGGACUGUUAUAGCCAGUAUGAAGGUGGAGAAAAGAGGCAGGGAGGCCUCACACACUCACACAGAGUUAGGCCACGAUUCGGGCCGGUUAGGGAGUGCAAUGGAGGGGCUGGAAGAAAUGGACGAGGUGUUUAACCGUGGUAUCAAAACUUCACAACACCAUCAUCUCCCGCAGCUCCUGGACAGGGAAGGUGCAAAGGAGAGGGGAGAAGAGCACACGGACCCAGAAACAGAUGUAAGUAAAUACAAGAGGGCGAGUGGGAAAAAUAGGCACAGGGCAGCCGGGACAUUCAGAAUGGACCAGCACGCCCCUGGGCCUCCCUCUCCGGAGUCCUCCUUCACGCGAGACUCUUUGCUUCCUGCGAAGCGCUGCAAGUCAGACUCUCCCGACAUGGAUAACGCCAGCUUCUCCAGCGGCAGCCCUCCGGACGACUCUCUGACCGAGCACCUGCAGUGUGCCAUCGACAGCAUCCUCAACCUGCAGCAGGAACCCUCCGCCCGCAUAAAGGGGGGCAACAGCAGGUCACACCAAAGCCAGCGCCCAGGGGGCUCGGCAGCCUCGUCCCACAGAGCUUCAGCACCACCCUCUUCCUCUGCUUCGUCGUCCUCGUCCUUGGCCCAGCACCCUCCGGUCGGUGGCCGGGGCCACAAUGGCAGCCUGGUUCCCCAGACUCAAAGCAGAUAACGGCCCCUCAGCCCCAGGCCAGACUGACACAGGGGAGCUAAGAGACUCAUAGGGGCUGGGGAAGUUUUUUAUUUUUUUUAUUUUUAUUUUUUUAUUUUUUGGUGAAAACGGUAUCAAUUUACUACUCUGCCACGGUGUGUUGGCUUUGUUUGUCCAUUUGAAUUGUCCAGAAAUUGUUUUGUCAUUUACAGCUUGAAGUAGACCUGUGGUGGAGUAAGUAAGAGUGUGGUCAAAGGUAAAACUGUCUUUGUGAAUUGCAGACUUUAAGAUGUCUGGCGUUUUUGUACGUGUUCCGUCAGCCAAGCUCAAGUAACGAGAUAGAAUUGUCAAGGGAUUUCUUUCUUCCUUUUUUAAAACACUUUUUCUCAUUUGGUAUUGCUACAUUCCUUCCCCGUAUCCGGAGUUCUUAACUGCAUUGGUUAUUUUCCUGGUUUACACUCAAUGUCCCAACAAGCAUCAGGAAGCUCAUUUAUACAGUUAAGUUGUCAACUAUUUUUUUGUUUUCAUACAGAAAAGAAUACAGCCAGUUUAUACUGCAAAACAUGAAAAUACUUUCCAUACCAAUACCAUGUCUUUCCAUACCAAGCAAAUUUGGUUCCCUUAUCACAAAGAUAAUGCUGCCACCUAAACGGCUCAUGCUAAAUGAAUACAGACCACCUUUUUGUCUAGAAUAAAUGUCUUCAUUUACACUACCUUCAAGGCAACUACUCUUUCUCUGGCUAAAAUGUAUUCCCCUCAGCAUCUCAUAAGUCUGCUUUUUGCAUGGCAUGCAUUUUAAAGUGUUGACAUGUUGAGGAAAUCCUUUGGGGAAAUUGGGAGGUUGUUUUCCUUUUUGACUCCUCUUGGGUACUGUAGUACUGUACUGUCAAGAUGUAAAUGAAAUAUGAGGAAAUUUGGUUAUUUUCUGCAUCUAAUUUGACAUGGUUUUGUUUUUAGACCACACCUCGACACACACACACACACACACACCUGCUCUCUUGUCCUGUGAUGCCAGGUUAGGAGUUUAUGCAUUUCAGACAGCAGGGGGCAGGCCAGUUUGAACUCUUUCGGUGUUCUCCGUCAGUUUGUUUCAUCUUUCUGCUUCUGUAUCCCUGCCUCACAUCGUUUUGUCUUUUUUUUUUUUUUUUUUUAAGGCUGGUGGACAAUUCAAACUCAAACACAGCACAAGCAUUAAAAUGGAAAAAAGGAACAAUAAUAAUGUACAAAAAGACAGUAAAAGAAUUUGAAGUAUAGUAUUACAGAUUAAUUUUGUAUUGUAUUUAUUGUGUAUAAUGACACUUUUUAAAAAGAAAUGUACAUUUAGUAAAACUGUAAAUUAAACCUUGCUUCUUUUAUGAAACAUU